CUGGCGCUAAAAUACGAAUGUCAACAAAGUAGAAGUGUAGCGAAAACUGAACUUUUGGGGGGCAUUUUGAUGAAAUAUCACAUAUAAUUUAGAUUAACUAUUACAGUUUAAACUUCAGAACAGUUAACGAAUGUGAAAUAUACAGAUCUUAGAGAUGUCUCAGAGAAAUGAUUGUGUUUUUGCCUCUUCUCUCGGUAAAGGAGAUCAUUUACAUCAGCAAGUUUUAGCAGCGUUCCCUUUGUGUCAGAUGACGGAGGAGGAUUUAAUCCAAAAUCCGCAGUUCUGUAAGCUUCUGGCCACUCUUUCCCAGCACGUGGACCGAACUGGACUCACACAGCACCUGCGGAGAGACCUGGAGAAGGUAGAGCGAGAGUUGCACACUCAGAGGUUGAGUUGGCUGCGUGUGGAGAGCAUUCAUCGGCUGCUGAGAGAGAUAAUCCAGGAGAACCACUUCAGUAAAGCCUCCAGCGCUCAGACAGGAGACCACACGUUCUGCAGCACACUGGAGCAGUGUUUGAUGGUGGGUCAGUGUGUGAAACGGAUGGACAUCAGCGCUGACGUCAGUGAACCUCACAGCGGCAUUCUGGGAUUGACAGCAGAGCGAGUGAAGAGGCUGAUGCCUUCUGAACAGGACGUCCUGCAGAUGAAGCAGAAGUUUCCCUCAGAGCUCCUGCAGCACCUGAAGAAGAAAAGCACCGCCAUCCUGACAUACUACCAGCCUGACUGGGAGAAUGAAAGCGAGGGUUUGAGGAGCGUGAAGCUUUCUAAACUUCCCGAACUGCUGGAUGGGGAAAAGAAGAAAGUGAAGAGCCUGACUGAGAGAAACAGAGACAACACCAUGUUACUGCAGCGGCAGACACACACGUACCUGUCUGAGCUGCUGAUGUGCAUGAAGAUCCUGCAGAGUCUGGUUCUGGAGCUCAGACUGAAGGCUCAGAAAGAUCUGGACAGGAAGAAGAUCGAGUAUUUUGAGGGCAAAUGUGAGAUCGGUUUGCAGAAGAUCAGGGCUGAGAUGCUUGAAGUUCAGCUGGACACUUACACAAGAGACAAGAUCGCCACUCAUAAGAAAAUAACUGAGAAGCUCAACGCGGAUCUGAAGUCCUCCAAGAUGGAGAAACAGGAAGUGGAGUCUAAACUGGCAUCUUUUGAAAUCUACGGCAAAGACUUUGAGGCUCUUGCAGAGGAAUAUUCCAGACUGCGGCAGGAGAUCGCCACCAAAUCCUGGGCGCUGAAGGAGUUCUCCACCUCUAAUGCCUAAUAUCAGCUGCUUACUGUAAAGAAUAAUGUUGUUUCUUCGUUUACUAAUAAAUCAGUUCCUAAAAGCA
Messenger RNA from Danio aesculapii, 1325 nucleotides. It is a transcript of the gene haus4, whose product is annotated as HAUS augmin-like complex, subunit 4. The transcript is spliced from 10 exons. Bases 155 to 1258 code for a protein of 367 amino acids. Gene Ontology annotation, biological process: centrosome cycle; spindle assembly. Gene Ontology annotation, cellular component: HAUS complex. Gene Ontology annotation, molecular function: microtubule minus-end binding. NCBI's taxonomy places the organism in Eukaryota, Metazoa, Chordata, Actinopteri, Cypriniformes, Danionidae. The record is from RefSeq and is a predicted model, not a curated record.